AUGGGCGCAGGCCAUGCGGUGGACGUCAAGCUCACCGCAACCCCAUUGUUUGUAUGUGCUCUGCAGGUGCUUUUGCCGGUUCCAGCUCUGGGACAGACUGGCAAUGGUGGCCUCGGGCCAAUCGUCCAGCAGGCUGACGCGAAACCUGGCACGCUGCACUGGGCCCUGGCGAUUAUCCUGAUUGUGGUGCUGCUGGUGGGACUCUUCCGGUCGUACCGAAUCUUAAAACAGACGCAGCACCUCACCGUGGUGAGGCAUGCCCCCGAGGGCAUGAGAAUUGUUGAGUGUGGCUCCUGCCGCACAGCACAGUACGUUAGCGCUCAUGGGCGAAUUUUCAUCUGCUGUAGCUGCCACUGUGCGAAUCGGAUUCCGAUGGAUGCUGCGCGGGCAGAGGAGCUCAUCGUUGCCGAUGGGCCGCUCAAGAAGUUCGAAUUCAAGAAGGGCGGUGAGAACUUCUGGCAGGAGGUGAGCCAGGAGGAGCUGGAGGAAGGUGCUGAGGCAUCUCCAGAAGCACCGAUACCGCAGGGCGUAGACAAACCUGCUCCGUCUUUGAUCGGCAAGGUGGAUAUGGAGAAUGCUAGUACCGGAGAACGUUUUCCACAGUGUGUAGUUUGUUUGGAUGAACCGGGCUGCAUGGUUCUGCUGCCAUGCGCUCAUGGAGGUGUGUGUGAGGCAUGUGUGACGCGAAUUGUCCAAAAUCGAGCUUUCGGGGGCUCUCACUGCCCCCAUUGCCGAUCAACCAUAAGCACCAUCGUCAAACUUCAAGAGGUUGAAGGGGAGCUGGCCAAGGGAGUCGAAUUGCGAAUACCCAUGGCCUUGAAGACAGGGCGCGUGGACGAAGCUGCCAGUUGCAGCACCCUGGCAUGCGCCCCCCUGGAGGUGCCCGACGAUCUUGAAGUCCAGACUCCGGCGAUUCCUCUGUCCAAGGCAAGUGACAUUGUCUUCAGGGAAGCAUUGCACGAGGAUGUGCAGGGCGGUGGUGCUCGACAUGCACCUGCCGUCUCCAAAAUGUGGAGCAACAUUCCAGCUCAUGUUCGGGAGUCUUUCCGAGCUCCUGCCAGCCUAGAAGAUGCGCCAAAGCCUUCUGCUCCGCUUCUGCUGGACAACGUGAUGUCGAAGUUCAAAAAUCUGGUCACACGCGUUGGUUUUGGACCGGCUAAGUGGUCGGAGGCUGCCAGACCGUACUACCAGGGAAAGAUACCGUUGGCACCUUACCAAAAGGGUCAAACAGCCGCCUACAACUACCCGCCAUUUCUUGUGCCACGCGAGCUGGCCCAUCGCUUCCCACUGGACAUGUAUGUGGACCCUAUUUUUCAGACUUCGGACGCUGCGCAGCGCAUCCGUAUGAGGGGUGUCACGCUCUUUCCGCGCUUGCAGGGGAAGACAACUCUGCUGCUGGUCUUCUCUGGGCAGCCGUUGAGCGGCUUGUGGACGGGCCUCCGUAGUUGGAUUGAGGCUGCCAAGGAUUUUCAUGGCCUGCCCAACACUCAGGUUCUGAAGCUGCACUGCGAGGAGGGUUGGUUCAGUCGCAGAACUCAUCAGCUGACAAAGUUCCAGCUGCGACGGCAGGUUGAUGAAAGUGAACUUUGGACUACUUUCGUCUAUCGCGGUAAGUGGAAGUGGGAAUACGAGCGGGCUCUGCACCUGUACAACAAGGAGUUGCCGGUGGUGCUAUUGCUGGAUGCCGUGGGAUACGUGAGAUGGCAUGCCGGUGCCUCAGCACCGGCAGCAAGGUCCAGAGAAUAUCAAUAUGUGUGUGUAUCUGUAUAUAUAUAUAUAUGCAUACGUGCAAAUAAAUAA
This is a messenger RNA of Symbiodinium natans, 1800 nucleotides long. The record is from the annotation of a GenBank genome assembly. NCBI's taxonomy places the organism in Eukaryota, Dinophyceae, Suessiales, Symbiodiniaceae.